Prosopis cineraria is the source of this 1284-nucleotide messenger RNA. Its product is annotated as probable aldo-keto reductase 2. The transcript is spliced from 5 exons. NCBI's taxonomy places the organism in Eukaryota, Viridiplantae, Streptophyta, Magnoliopsida, Fabales, Fabaceae. Gene Ontology annotation, cellular component: cytoplasm. The record is from RefSeq and is a predicted model, not a curated record. Bases 29 to 1057 code for a protein of 342 amino acids.
CUUCCAAGCAUCAUCUCAGUUCUCAGAAAUGGCGAUAGUGGGUAGGAUCAAGCUGGGUUCACAAGGCUUGGAGGUAUCGGCCCAGGGACUUGGUUGCAUGAGCAUGUCUUCUGGCUAUGGCACUCCUAAACCUGAACCCGACAUGAUCGCUCUCAUCCACCACGCCAUCCAGAGCGGCGUCACAUUUCUCGACACCUCCGACGUCUACGGCCCACACACGAAUGAAAUUCUUCUCGGAAAGGCUCUGAAGGGAGGUGUGAAGGAGAAGGUUGAAUUGGCCUCCAAAUUCGGAAUCAGCUUUGCCGACGGCAAGGCUGGUAUCCGUGGCGAUCCUGCGUACGUGAGAGCGGCUUGUGAGGCCAGCUUGAAGAGACUGGAGAUCGAUUGUAUUGAUCUCUAUUACCAGCAUCGUGUUGAUACUCGUGUUCCUAUUGAAGUCACGAUCGGGGAACUUAAAAAGCUUGUCGAGGAGGGAAAAAUAAAAUAUAUUGGCUUGUCUGAGGCCUCAGCCUCAACAAUCAGAAGAGCACAUGCUGUUCAUCCUAUAACAGCUGUGCAGUUGGAGUGGUCAUUAUGGACAAGAGAUGUGGAGGGCGAAAUAAUUCCAACCUGCAGAGAACUUGGCAUUGGAAUUGUAGCUUAUAGUCCUCUUGGACGAGGAUUCUUUUCUUCAGGAGUGAAGGUGGUUGAAAGUUUUUCAGAGAAUGACUUUCGGAAGCAUCUGCCUAGAUUCCAUCCUGAAAACAUGGAGCACAACAAGAUUAUAUUUGAGAGGGUUAGUGAAAUGGCUACAAGGAAGGGAUGCACUCCGUCCCAGCUAGCAUUGGCCUGGGUUCAUCAUCAGGGGAAUGAUGUGUGCCCUAUACCAGGAACCACCAAAAUUGAGAACUUGAACCAAAACAUUGGAGCUUUGUCAGUUACUUUUACUCCAGAAGAAAUGGCAGAACUCGAGUCUUUCGUUGCUGCUGAUGCAGUCAAGGGUGAAAGAUCUGGUCCUGGAAUACCUACAUGGAAGGAAGGUGACACUCCUCCUCUUUCUUCUUGGAAAGCUGCUUAAAGAAGUUCAUUCCUUAUACUUCAUAUAUUCAGUACUUGUUGCUGCCUUUGGCAAACUGAUUAGUACAAGAGGUAUCCUUGCCUCAAUGGUGGUGUUACAUACUUAUACUAGAUUCUAACUCCCGUGCAAUGCACGGGACAGUAAAAACAUUGACAAACUCAAAUUAUAAUUAGAACAUAAAUUGGGGUAAAAAUAAUAUUUAUGAAAUUUUACUUUUUAUUGUGAAA